AGACUCUUGGACUCUUAUUUUGUACUGUAGUGAUUUCAUUUCCAGGAUAUCCACGCUAGGAUAUACUGGAAGUAGCUGUCGGCUGGGAGAAGAACUUCAUACUGCAGAACCAGUCACCUUGGAUCCCACCUGUGGCUUUAAAGACAGACGCCCCAUUCCUUGAGUCACCUCCGUUACUCUAUCAGUCCAUCACUGUGUCUCUCCCUCCCUGCAGCCUCCUCCUGCUCUCUCCAUCAUGACGGAACCGGAGCUGCUGACGGAGGUUCCAGCAUCGCUGAAGCGCCUGGCCAAGCAGGUGGUGCGUGGCUUCUAUGGAAUCGAGCACGCCCUAGCGCUGGACGUGCUGAUCCGGAACCCCUGCGUGCGAGAGGAAGACAUGCUGGAGCUGCUGAAGUUCGACCGCAAGCAGUUGCGCUCGGUGCUCAACACGCUGAAAGGAGACAAGUUUGUCAAAUGUCGCAUGCGAGUGGAGACGGCGCCUGACGGCAAGACCACGCGCCACAAUUACUACUUCAUCAACUACCGUCUGCUGGUCAAUGUAGUCAAAUACAAACUGGACCACAUACGACGGCGCAUCGAGACAGACGAGCGCGACUCCACCAACAGGGCAUCCUUCCGCUGUCCGUGCUGCCACAACACCUUCACAGACCUGGAGGCCAACCAGCUGUUCGACCCGAUGACAGGGACAUUCCGCUGUACCUUUUGUCAGACUGAAGUAGAGGAGGACGAGUCUGCCGUCCCGAAAAAAGACGCCCGGACGCUGGUCGCACGCUUCAACGAGCAGAUUGAGCCCAUUUAUGUGUUACUACGGGAGACCGAAGACAUCAAUCUAUCACAUGACCUACUGGAGCCGGAGCCUACAGAAAUUCCUGCCCUGAAACAAAGCCGGGAGCGUGCGGCACCUUCUGGUGGUGCUGGUGCUGGAAUGCCUGGCCGUGACGUCUGGAAGAAGGGCUCGUCGUACGGGGACCUGUACACUCAGAACGUGGUUAUCAACAUGGAUGAGCAGGAGUCGCAGGGCCAGGCGGCCGAAGCAAAGGCCCCCAAAGAGAGGCCCGUGUGGCUGACAGAGAGUACUGUGGAGCCAUAUGGCGAGACGGAUGUCCUGAAGACUGCUGGAGAAGACUCCAUGAUGACACAAGAGGGCCUAGCUGGUCGUGGACCUGCGCAGAACGAGAACCCUGACGUUAUUAAAGCCCUGCUCAUCCACGAGAAGACAGCAGGCUCUGCGCCGAUGGGCGGAGCCAUCGCCAGGCCCACCAUCCCAGCCGCCGACGCCAGCAACUCCGAGAGCGACACCAGCGAAUCGGAUGAGGACUCCCCGAGCCAGGCUCCCGCCCACGCAGCCGCUUCCAGGCCGGGCAGACGGGAAGAGGAGGAUGAGGAAGAUGACGACUUCGAGGAGGUGGGAGAUGAUCCUGUUGUGAUGGUGGGUGGACGGCCCUUCUCGUACAGGGAGGUGAGCCAGAGGCCGGAGCUGGUGGAGAAGAUGAGCGCCCAGGAGAAGGAGGCGUACAUCGAGAUAGGCCAGAACAUCUUCCAGGACAUGUACUACUGAAGGAGCUUGUAGUGUGUUGGUCUCACUCUAAAUCUCUCUCUUUCUCUCGUUCUCUCUUUCUCUCUUUAAUUCCAUUUAUUAUCUGCUCAUCUCUUUAGCUCAUUCAUUUGUGCUUUCGCUCUAUCUUUCUUUUUCCCUUUCUCUGUAUAUAUUAUUCUCGGUAACUCUCUCAUUCAUUCAUCCAUCCAUUUAACUCGGUCUAGCUCACAUGUGCAAUCAUGCUCUCUCUCUCUCUCUCUCUCUCUCUCUCUCUCUCUCUCUAUUUGUCUCUGUACAUCUCACUCACUUUUCCAGUCUUUCUCUCUCUUAGUAUUGCCCUCAUGCUAUUGCUCAUGUCUACAUCUACCUCACUCACUCACUCACUCACUCUCUUUUUCCAUGUUCAUCCAUCCAUCCAUCCAUCUUGCCCGUGCACAACAGAUGCACCCGUCUUAAGCAUCUCUCUCUUCAUAUUCUCUCUCCCUCCUUUAUUUACUCUAACCGUUCCUCCCUCCCUCCCUUUAUUAUUCCCUUCGCCUCCCAUGGUCCCUUAUUCCCUUACUCCCUUUCUCUCCUCCUCCCGCUUUCCCUCACUCCCUCCCUUCUCACAUUUAUUCCCUCCCUUAUUUACUCCCUCCAUCUCAUCCCUUCCCUUCCCAAGCCUGUUCCUCUCUUUAUUACACACCAUCCUUUACUCAUCUUUUUCCCCCAUAGUCCCUAAUUCGGUUACUUCCUCGUUCCCUUACUCCUUUUUGUUCUUUUAAGGCUCCUUCAUGCUCACUUUGAUCUUACUGGACUUUUACUCUCUCUCUCUCUCUCUCUCACUCACCAAAUCACUUUCCUCUUUCUCACCUCCUUCUUUCUCACUCUCUUUCUCUUUCUCUCUCCCCUGAGGCUCCUUCCUGCUUACUCAGACUGCAGGACUCCGUACCCCCAUGUUUCUCUUCAGAACAUGUGUUUUGCAGAGCUGUGCAGACCCCUGUGCUGCAGGACCCCAGCGUGGAGGAGAAGUAUUCUGCUGAGCUCGGCAGCUGUUGGCUGCUGUUCCUCUCACCCGUUGCACCUCCCUCUCCUACUGGACUCUCUGAUUCUCUUGGUGCCAAGCAACAGCGGUGUUCCUGCCUCCACUUCAGGAUGAAUAAACAAUCACGAGCACUCACUGCUUUAAAAAAAAACGCACACAAGCACUUGACUUUAAAUCCCUUUUUAUUUGGUUUUCUUGCACACAACCAGACGCUCUCGGGCAAACAGUGGAGAGCCAGUGUUUCUGUGGUAACUUCUGAAACGGGGUGACCUGCCAGAACGCCUCUGAGUGAGAAGAGAGGAAAAAAAACACACACACACACAGAAUGAUCCUCAAGCUAUUGCUUUUCACUGUAUUUCACUUGCAGCCAGUCUGUACCUUAUUUCAUAUUUCAUUCAGGACAGUAUUGAACAGUACAGUUUAAUUACAAAGAAAGAAUAAUGGUGUUCAAACAUCCAAAUGUUUUUUUUUUUUAACUUUAUUCUGCUGUCUGACAAGCAAACAUGUCUCAUCCUGUCUCAUCCAUCACUGGUUACAAUCAGGGUGAAAAAGUUGAUUUUUAUUUUUGUUUCAUUGUUAGUGGUUAAAAUUAUUUUUUUGACAGCAAUAAAAAGUUGCUGGUAAAAAGUG
Messenger RNA from Astyanax mexicanus (Mexican tetra), 3191 nucleotides. It is a transcript of the gene gtf2e1, whose product is annotated as general transcription factor IIE, polypeptide 1, alpha. Gene Ontology annotation, biological process: transcription initiation at RNA polymerase II promoter; transcription open complex formation at RNA polymerase II promoter. Bases 236 to 1558 code for a protein of 440 amino acids. Gene Ontology annotation, cellular component: transcription factor TFIIE complex. Lineage: Eukaryota; Metazoa; Chordata; Actinopteri; Characiformes; Acestrorhamphidae. The record is from RefSeq and is a predicted model, not a curated record. The transcript has 5 exons.